Molecule: messenger RNA, 4116 nt
Organism: Trichomycterus rosablanca
Lineage: Eukaryota; Metazoa; Chordata; Actinopteri; Siluriformes; Trichomycteridae
Gene: rsu1
Product: Ras suppressor protein 1
Exons: 9
Coding region: 80-934 (284 amino acids)
Molecular function (GO): protein binding
Source: RefSeq, a predicted model, not a curated record
UACCAUGGUGCUCCAGUAAUGAAGAGCCUCGUCACAGUUUGGCCCCCGCUAGUGCUGGUAACCAGAGACAGGCAGAAGGAUGUGUCUCCCACACAAGAAAAUGUCGAAGUCACUAAAGAAGAUCGUGGAGGAGACGAAGGAUAAGAAUCUCACCGAGGUGGACAUGUGUGACCGAGGAGUCUCAAACAUGCUGGACAUUCCUGGAUUAUUCACCUUGUCAAACAUAACUCAGAUUGUUCUGAGCCACAACAAGCUGCCGGCUGUGCCUCCAAACAUUGCCGACCUGAAGAACUUGGAGGUGCUGAACCUGUUCAACAAUCAGAUAGAAGAACUGCCGACUCAGAUCAGCAGCCUUCAGAAACUCAAACACCUGAAUCUGGGCAUGAACAGGUUAAGUACCCUGCCCAGAGGUUUCGGGUCUCUGCCAGCGCUGGAGGUCCUGGAUUUGACCUACAACAACCUGAACGAGUCGUCACUGCCAGGAAACUUCUUCUAUCUCACCACCCUGCGCGCACUUUAUCUCAGUGACAACGACUUUGAGAUCCUGCCCCCAGACAUUGGCAAGCUGGCUAAGCUACAGAUACUGAGUCUGAGGGACAACGACCUGAUCUCCCUGCCGAAAGAGAUUGGAGAGCUAGCCCAGCUGAAGGAGCUGCACAUUCAGGGCAACAGACUGACUGUCCUGCCACCUGAAUUAGGUAAUCUGGACCUGACCGGCCCGAAGCAGGUGUUUAAGGCUGAGAAUAAUCCCUGGGUGACUCCCAUAGCGGAUCAGUUUCAGUUGGGUGUCUCCCACGUCUUUGAAUACGUGCGCUCCGAGACCUACAAGUAUCUUUACGGGCGACACAUGCAGGCGAACCCCGAACCUCCCAAAAAUAACAACGAUAAAUCAAAGAAGAUCAGUCGCAAACCCCUGGCUGCCAAAAACAAGUGAGACUCUGGAGGGUGGAUGAGGAAUCCCUGUCUGCCUGUUCGAGCCGGACCGCUCUGCAUGUGCCUUCCUUCACUUUUCUAUUUAUUUACCAAAAACAACACGUCAUUUUAUACCAGUGAAGUUCCUGUGUUGUACGUGUGUGGCCUCACCGUGCUUCAGGUCUGAUCACGAGUAUAUCGAGCUCCUGCUUCUUUCUGGCUUCCUCUGCUACAAAUAAUCUAGAUUAUCACGAACUGCGUACAAAUGCUGCACGUCCAUACGGUUUGUUUUAUGCUUCCUGAUCUUUAUAUAUUCGUUUAUCCUGAAGUAAAUCCUCCUGAGGGGUGAAUAUUUUGUACUAUGAUUUUUAUAUUAUUAUAAUUUUUGAUUUGUUAAAGUUGGACAGUAUUUCAGUAAACGUCAUUUCAUAUCAAAUUUACUUUUGUCUAGAAUUUUGUCUAACUGAACGUUCAAAAAUGUAACAAACUGAUGUUUUAUUUCUGUUCUGUCAAAAUAUUUAACAGUAUUUUUAUUUUAAAGCUGCAGUAUGUAACAUUUAACACUACUACACAGACGCAUCUUUAUUUUCCAUUUUAAAUACGCUUACAUUGCACUUGUAUGUAAUCAUGAAUAAGAUUGUUGUAUUAAAUAAGGACUUUUAGAAGGUACCCUAAAUGUAAUCAGGGUAAAACUUAGAGCAUCAGAGUCGUUUGUGAGGAGAAAUGUAAACCAUCCUUCCUGUUUUCUCAGUGAUAUCAGAAAUUCUGUCUCAUCGUGUUCUGUAUAUACUGAGGUGACCAAAAAAAUUUUUAACACUUUAAUAGACGUAAAUAGACCUAUGGAAAUACACCGACUAGGCAUAACAUUAUGACCACGGACAGGCGAAGUGAAUAACACUGAUUAUCUCUUCAUCAUGGCACCUGUUAGUGGGUGGUAUAUAUUAGGCAGCAAGUGAACAUUUUAUCCUCAAAUUGUGAUGGCUAGACGACUGGGUCAGAGCAUCUCCAAAACUGCAGCUCUUGUGGGGUGUUCCCGGUCUGCAGUGGUCAGUAUCUAUCAAAAAUGAUCCAAGGAAGGUAAACCGGCGACAGGGUCAUGGGCGGACAAGGCUCAUUGAUGUACGUGGGGAGGGAAGGCUGGCCCGUGUGGUCCGAUCCAACAGACGAGCUACUGUAGCUCAAAUUGCUGAAGACGUUAAUGCUGGUUCUGAUAGAAAGGUGUCAGUCUCCAUGCCUCGACUGGUCAGGGCUGUUUUGGCAGCAAAUGGGGGACUAACACAAUAUUAAGAAGGUGGUCAUAAAGUUAUGCCUGAUCGGUGUAUACAGAGGUGGCCAAAAAAUGUAAACACACUUUAAUAGAUGUUAACAGUUAUACUGCUGUAAGGUAAAACAUCACAAAGGUUUUUAAUUUUAAAUGUGCAGCAGGUCUUGGAGUUGGUUCUUCAACAAGUUUUUGCACUUUUUAAACUCUAUUUAUUAACUUUUUAACACCAUCGGCAAAAAUAGUUUUUGGUUGAGUGUGUAGCCACUGAUGCAGUGCUGCUUUCACAUCAUCAUCACAUGAAAAUCUUCUUCCCCUUAAAGCUUCUUCAAGCGUCCAAAAAGGUGGGAAUCAGAUGGAGCUAAAUCCGGACUCUCUCUCAGACACGACCGAUUACUACUCCUCCCACCCUCACCGCUUAUAACCAAAAUAUAAAAGUGCAGAAACUUUUUGAAGAUCCCUCGUAUAUCAUACAUUAUCUUGUAAUUGGACAGGACAAACCUAAACAUUUAUUGAUUAGUGAUUGUUUUAUUAGGACUUUAACGUCAUGUUUUACACUUUGGUUACAUCCAUGACAGGAACGGUAGUUACUCAUUACACAAGAUUCAUCAGUUCACAAGGUUAUAUCGAACACAGUCAUGGACAAUUUUGUAUCUCCAAUUCACCUCACUUGCACGUCUUUGGACUGUGGGAGGAAACCGGAGCACCCGGAGGAAACCCACGCAGACAUGGGGAGAACAUGCAAACUCCACACAGAAAGGACCCGGGCCGCCCCAUCUGGGGAUCGAACCCAGGACCUUCUUGCUUCUUAGCCACCGUGCCACCCCUAUUGAUGAGUGUAGCUGCCUUUGUUGUACACAAUUAUGACUUAGAAUUAGUCCUAUUAUGGGCGCUCGGGUGGGGUAGCGGUAAAGCACACUACACCACCGGCGCUGACAUGCUGAGUUUCGGCUCUGCUGACAGCCGUCCGGGUGCCUUUACGGACAAUGAUUGGCUAGUCUGAGGGAGGGAGGGACAUAGGGAUUCGUCAUACCUGCUGCUGAGUGUGUGACUCUCCGUGCGUGCUACGGAUCCCCAUAUGAACCUUUCUGGUGCAGGUGAAAAGAAGCGGUCAGCUACUGCACACAUGUCAGAGGGGGCGUGUGUAAGUCACGGCUCUCAGUCAGCAGUGGAGGUCUUCAGCAGUUGAGGUGGAAAUACAAAUCAACCAUUGGAUAUGAUUGUAUGACAACACUGGGAGUGCAUACAAAAUAAAAAGCUCUAUUAGAGAAAUCUUAUUUUUAAAUUUUAAGACUUGGGUUUUAGUAGAGUGUAACAAUAUUACUGUAUUUUCUUACAAAAAGAAAGGUAAAUGCAAUACUUAGUUAAAUACAGACUAUUUUAUUUUACUAUUUUUUAUACAGAUUAAGUAUGAGGAUCCCACCUGACUAUUUAAUUCAAGUCAAUCAACAAAGGACCCAGCUUUCCUCAAGAGCAGUUUUUUUUCCCUCUAUUGCUGAUCUUGUCGGUGGAGCUGUUGCAUAACUCGAGGGGAUUAUAGAAGGGGUUUGGGGUCUUAGAUCAACAUGUGCAGAAUCGUUUCUCUCUCUUUCUCUUUGCUAUACCUCUUGUCUUUUAUGGCUAAUAUAAAUGGCUGCAAACAAACAAAGUGUUGAAAGCUUUCUGAAAUGUAGAUUAGUCCUAGCAGCUUUGAACAACGGACCACUGAAGUCAUGGUGCUGGUGUUUAUUUAGCUUCGUUUGUUUGAAUGUGCUCAGUGUUGUUCUGUACUGUACCAGAUUGAUUUCUACACUCACGUCUACACCAGCAGCUUUAAGUCACAGAACGUUUCAUUAUAAUUGUCAUUUUUAUGUAUUUGUGUCACGUUUGGCUUUAAUUUCCUCACCGUAUGCCAUGUGUAUUAGUCUAUAACCAGUUUAAAUAAAAUCUGUUGGUGCAUUUUG